This is a messenger RNA of Pseudocercospora fijiensis CIRAD86, 1455 nucleotides long. RefSeq lists its product as uncharacterized. The record is from RefSeq and is a predicted model, not a curated record. The transcript is spliced from 3 exons. Lineage: Eukaryota; Fungi; Ascomycota; Dothideomycetes; Mycosphaerellales; Mycosphaerellaceae. The coding region runs from base 8 to 1030 and encodes 340 amino acids. Gene Ontology annotation, cellular component: endoplasmic reticulum membrane. Gene Ontology annotation, biological process: regulation of store-operated calcium entry.
CGCCAACAUGCGCUUCGACACUAUUGCAGCAGUCGUCUUGGCGACAACGACGACCGCACUCGCAUACUCCAAAAAGAAUGAUGCGGUCAAGCUCUCUCAAGUUAAGACCUUGACUCUACGCAGUGACGCCAAAACCUCUCAUCGCCGCGUGUCAGCCAUACCUCAGCUCAAAUGCGUCGGCGGCAAUGCCAGAGGGAAGUACGAAGUCGAUGUCAUGAGAUGCACCAACUCUGGAUCUGAGUACGAUUCUGAAGAUGUCCAAUGGACGUGCAAGGCAAGCCUGCCUCCGGAAUUCAAGCUGGGAAGCACAGACGUCAUCUGUGAGGGCUACGACUCUCCGAAUGACCCAUACAUUCUCAAAGGAUCAUGUGGUGUCGAGUACCGGCUCAUGCUUACGCCAGAGGGGGAAACAAAGUACGGCACACAGCGAGCAUGGCGAUCGAAGCCGGACUCAUAUUCUGGAAGCGAUGUUAACGAUACGAUUCCGACGCUAUUGUUCUGGCUAUUCUUCUUGUUCGUGGUCGGUGUGAUCAUCUACAGCGUCUGGAAUGGUGGCCGCAACAAUCAUGGCAAUGCUGGUCGCCGUACAGGACGCGGUGGCUGGGGAGGUGGUGGAGGUGAUGACGGUAGUAACGAUGAUCCUCCACCACCGUACACGCCUCGAGCCCAGCCAAAACCGAAGACUUACAGCAAUACCAGAUCUUCAAGCUCGAGCUCUAGCAAUAAUCAACAAUGGCGGCCAGGUUUCUGGUCUGGCACAGCCGCCGGCGCAGCAGCAGGAUACGCAGCAAGCCAAUUUGCCAACCGCAACAAUCGGACCCGCUACGAGGACCCGCAACCAGGCCCAUCAAGCUGGUUUGGAGGAGGCCGCCGUCAACCUGACUACCGAGAAACAGAACCUUCGGGAUGGUUCGGUAGCAGCAACAGGUCACCUAGCUACGGAGGAGGGUCAAGCUGGGGAGGCGGCUCCUCCACGCCAAGCAGCAGUAGGCAUGAAUCUACAGGAUUCGGAGGCACGAGGCGACGCUGAGAGCACUUUCUUUUGGACAAUCAGAUCUGCCACUGCAGCACUCCUUCCUCUUCUACAACGAGCCCUCACUACACAAGACCUCGAUCGCACUCGAGGAAACGCCAAUCUUCAUCAGAAGGCACUUCGUUUUUGACCCAUUCGAUUGGAGCACCUCCACAACCAACCCAUACAGCUCGAGUCCAUCCUCCAAUAUCUGGACUUCGGCCUCGUCGGCUUAAAGCCAGAGCUCGAAAUCUGUCCUGCGAUCUUCAGGUUCGAGAAGCACUACUUAUGAGAGCAUUACGUACAUUACUAGUACAGGAUACGGAGGCACGAGCAGGCGAUAAGAAGACUAUGACUGGAAUGAAGACCAGGCGAGUGGAGUGCUUUGAAAGAUACCCUUGGCCUUCGCUUAUGUAUCACUUGAUUGAGAUUGACGUGUCUAG